AUGCCCACCAUUUCGGUCGACAAGGCCGCUCUGUUCAAGGAGCUGGGCCGCGAUUACACCACAGAGGAAUUUGACGAGUUGUGUUUCGAGUUCGGAAUUGAACUCGAUGAAGAUACCACCGAUCAGGAUCGCCCUAUCGUCGAUGGAGUCCAAGAACCGCCUCAGCUCAAGAUUGAGAUCCCCGCCAACCGAUAUGACUUGCUGUGCUUUGAGGGUAUUGCGCUCAUGCUCAACAUCUUCUUGGGCCGAGUCUCUCUCCCCGAGUACAAGUUGACUCAGCCCGCAAAGAUGGAGCAGAUCAUUGUGAAGGAGGAUACCACGAAAAUCCGCCCCUACGUCUCCGGCGCCAUUCUUCGAGGCGUCAAGUUCGACCAGGCUCGCUACGAGUCCUUCAUUGCCCUCCAGGACAAGCUUCACCAGAACUUGGCCCGCGCCCGAACUUUAGUCUCAAUCGGUACCCACGAUUAUGACACUGUCCAGGGCCCCUUCACCUAUGACGCACAGGCCCCCAAGGAUAUCAAGUUCACUCCUUUGAACCAGACACAGGAAAUGAACGGCGAGGAAUUGAUGAACUUCUACGAAAAGCACCAGCAGCUGGGCAAGUACUUGCACAUUAUCCGCGACUCUCCAGUCUACCCAGUCAUCUACGACUCCAAGCAGACUAUCAGCCUGAACACCACCAACAUCUUCAUCGAAAUCACAGCCCUCGACCGCACAAAGCUCGAGAUCGUCAACAGAAUGAUGGUCACCAUGUUCUCUCAAUACACCUCGGAGCCUUUCACCAUCGAGCCCGUCCAAAUUGUGUCUGAGCACAACAACGAGACUCGUGUCACUCCCGACAUCGCUCCCCGCACCGCCCAGGCUGAGGUCUCUUACAUCAACCAGUGCUGUGGUCUGGAGCUCAGCCCUGCUGAGAUCUGCACCAAGCUCACAAAGAUGUCUUACCGUGCCAAGCCCUCUACAAGCUCUCCUGAUAUCAUCGACGUGGAAAUCCCCCCAACCCGUGCCGAUGUGCUUCACCAGUGUGACAUCAUGGAAGAUGUGGCUAUUGCUUACGGUUUCAACUCACUUCCCCGUGAUUUCCCCCAAAUCUCCGGCACCAUUGCCCAGCCCCUUCCCAUCAACAAGCUCACCGACAUUGUUCGCGUGGAGACUGCCAUGGCUGGCUGGUCCGAGGUCAUGCCUCUUAUCUUGUGCUCGCACGAUGAGAACUUCGGCUGGUUGAACCGCAAGGAUGAUGGAAACACCGCCGUCAAGCUGGCCAACCCCAAAACUACUGAGUUCCAGGUUGUCCGCACUAGCUUACUCCCUGGUCUCCUGAAGACCAUCCGUGAGAACAAGCACCAUUCUGUUCCCAUGAAGAUUUUCGAGGUCAGUGACGUCGCUUUCAAGGACCUGUCCAUGGAGCGCAAGAGUCGCAACGAAAGACACUUCGCUGCUGCGUUCUACGGAAAGAGCGGUGGUUUCGAGAUCGUCCACGGUCUUCUUGACCGUGUCAUGGCCAUGCUCAAGAGCGCCUUCAUCACUGGCGAAGAGGGCCUUGAGAACGCCGCUGCGACCGACUCCCAGUAUUAUAUCAAGGAGACUGAUGAUGCUUCCUACUUCCCUGGCCAUGCUGGCACCAUCCACGUCCGCAUUGGCGGCAAGGACCAAGAAAUUGGUUCCUUCGGUGUUCUCCACCCAACGGUGUUGCAGAACUACGAUCUCAAAUACCCCACCAGUGUUUUGGAGCUCAACGUCGAGGCUUUCCUGUAG
Messenger RNA from Penicillium brevicompactum, 1755 nucleotides. Its product is annotated as phenylalanine--tRNA ligase subunit beta. The transcript has 8 exons. Bases 1 to 1755 code for a protein of 584 amino acids. The record is from RefSeq and is a predicted model, not a curated record. Gene Ontology annotation, biological process: phenylalanyl-tRNA aminoacylation. Gene Ontology annotation, cellular component: phenylalanine-tRNA ligase complex; cytoplasm. Gene Ontology annotation, molecular function: phenylalanine-tRNA ligase activity; magnesium ion binding; RNA binding. Lineage: Eukaryota; Fungi; Ascomycota; Eurotiomycetes; Eurotiales; Aspergillaceae.